GAGCAUAAUGUCCUGACGUUCUUUAGAAGCCGGCGCCAUUUCCGCAUUUCGCAGCAGUGUUGUCAGGGGCGUAGUAUAGGUUUCUGUUUGCGCGAUAUUUAUUAUUGAUUUAUUAAUUUAGUAUAUUUUAAGAACGAAGUCGUCCACCAUGCUUGGCCUUGUCUUUUAUGUACCUGUAUCCAACUCAGACCCAGUGGAGGUGGAAUGUUUCGAGUCGAACGGUCUCCCCACCGAACUCAAAUCAGUCUUUCAGACACUAAGUGUCCUGCUGCCGUCUCAGGAGUUUUCUACCUACCAGAGAUGGAGAAAGAAAGGCUGUUCAACGGGAGAAAAUGAUCCAGACGGACAGCUGUACUUUGAAGAGUUUGUUCAUUAUCUGCAGGACCACGAGAAGGACCUGAAACUUGUAGUGAAAAGUGUGUACAGGGGGAAUGCUAGCCAUGUAAACCCAAAAGAAUUUAUGCAGUCUCUCCAUGAUCUGGGUGUCCACAUUUCCCUGCAGCAAGCAACUAAAGCUCUUAAAAGCAUGGAUAAAAAUGGUUUGAUAACAAUCGAUAGCAAAGACUGGAGCAGCUAUGCUGUCGUAAAGAAGACCGAGAACAUUCCUGAGAUCAUUCUGUACUGGAAACGCUCCACGAUAUUUGAUGUAGGUGAGAACCUGAUGGUUCCUGAUGAUUUCACUAUGGAGGAAAAGCAGACAGGGAUGUGGUGGAGGCACCUGGUGGCAGGAGGUGGAGCCGGAGCCGUUUCCAGAACUUGCACAGCUCCUCUGGACAGACUCAAAGUCAUGAUGCAGGUGCUAAAAACUCGCCUAGCUCUAACAAAAACUGGACAGUACUCUGGAAUAUCUGACUGUGUCAAACAGAUCUUCAAGCGAGAAAGACUGGGAGCCUUUUACAAGGGCUACGUUCCAAACAUGCUUGGCAUCAUACCAUAUGCAGGCAUUGAUCUGGCUGUAUAUGAAGUGAGAAUUCAGACUGUGUGAUCAUUAGACACUGAAAACUGAGUACAAGAAUUCUCUGAAAUUCAAAUGCAAAUCCUGCAGACCGAGGGUCCAACAGGCCUCUACAGAGGCCUUGCCCCAAACUUCCUGAAGGUGAUCCCUGCUGUCAGCAUCAGUUAUGUGGUCUAUGAGCAGCUGAAGACACAGCUAGGAGUUACCUCGCUGUGAAGAAAGACGCUCAACCCCACUGACCUCAAAACCUUCCAACAUGAUGUGACCCUGACCUUUACGUGGGUCAACCCUCUUCUGACAUCCCAUUCCUCACCCCUCAUCUGAUGCAUAGGAAUCCCGGGGUCCUGCUGUUAUUUUCAGUUCCUCUGUGUGACUGUCUCAUUCUGUGAAUGUCAGCAGGAGAUCAUUAGAAAGGUAGAACUGAAAGGGGAUCUUGACUCUGUGAGCUCAGGUUUAUCUGGAGUGGGAUUCUUCCUCACUGCCUGCUAUUUGUGUUUUUAAAAGGAUUCAUUUCACUUAAUUAUGAAUCAUGGACCAAAAAAGUGUUUCUGAAUUAUCUGACCAUGAACCUUUCAGUUGAGAGGAAAUGACACUGCACACGACUCCUGUCCAUGUCUGACCCACAUGUAUGGACUGAUUACAGAAAUGUCCGAGUAUUUAUUUCCAUCCUUCUGUCAUUAUUUUAUUUUCUUAGUAAAAAAUUUGACUUAUUUUUGAGAAUUUGCUGCUUCCUGUCUAGAGAGCCAUUUGUACAACUGAAAUGUCCUUUAAAAAGUUAGCUUGGAGUGGGAAGCGAUCAUAAGACAGCAGAAUUAACGACAAAAAUAUGUUGUUUAUAGAUUGAAAAGAAGAACACGGAAGGGUUUGGAUUUGGUACUCGUCUGUUUGACUUCAUGGCCAUCUGUUCAUGUGUUUGCCUUACAGUAAAUUAUUAUAAAUGUCAAA
Cynoglossus semilaevis (tongue sole) is the source of this 1900-nucleotide messenger RNA. Its product is annotated as calcium-binding mitochondrial carrier protein SCaMC-2-A-like. Lineage: Eukaryota; Metazoa; Chordata; Actinopteri; Pleuronectiformes; Cynoglossidae. Gene Ontology annotation, biological process: transmembrane transport. The record is from RefSeq and is a predicted model, not a curated record. The transcript is spliced from 6 exons.